Molecule: messenger RNA, 2576 nt
Organism: Venturia canescens
Lineage: Eukaryota; Metazoa; Arthropoda; Insecta; Hymenoptera; Ichneumonidae
Product: ras-related protein Rap-1A
Exons: 4
Coding region: 568-1404 (278 amino acids)
Molecular function (GO): GTP binding; GTPase activity
Source: RefSeq, a predicted model, not a curated record
UCAAAUAGGAUUGUGGCUGUGGUUGAACUGCCUAACGGCGGCGUACACUGCGCCAGGCAUCCUUAUAUAUUUAUACACGGGAAUAAAGAACGUGUAAGACCGGAAUACACGUACGUUGAGUACAAUGUAGUACGGGGUGGCGGCGAAGGUGGAAGAUCGGGAAAGCGCAGCCGCGAAAACGACUCGUAAGGUUGGAGGGUUAGCACCCGGCACGGCACCGGAGUACCGGACAGAGCUAGCUCGUCCGUUAUCAAGGCACGACUCAAAAGUUUACGCGGCGCUUCCACUCCUGUCGAAUCCACCUGAGUUUUCAGUCACAAAGAUUCUUUCAAUUCUUUAAAGAAAUCGAAACUUCAGCGAAUCGAAGUUCGUUGAUUUUUGUCGAAAAAUUUGAUUAGAAUUUUCUCGUAAUAUUUCGUCAUCCAACGAUUUGAACUUGAAAUAUUGAAACCGGCUUUCAAAGGCAAUCGAAACAGCAUUUCGAGGUCCGACAACAGCGGGAGAUUCACCGAUUUUCAUCCACGCUGCAUCUUCGCUUUGGUCGACGAAUAAGUACUUUGAUCACCGAUGAUGAAGAGUCGCCAUCAAUUCCGCAGGCGUUUCAGUCUGCAGCCCUCGUCCUUGAAGGAGGGUCAGGAGGAGAGUCCGACAAAAACGGUUCGGAAUGAGAGGCUCUCGGAAUCGGAGACCGAUGGAAAGCCGGCGGAGGGUCCGGUUCGCCACAAAAUAGUGGUCAUGGGAGCGGCUAAGGUCGGAAAAUCCGCGAUCAUAAAUCAGUUUUUGUACAACACGUUCUCGCCGAAGUACAAAAGGACCGUCGAGGAAAUGCAUCACGGUGAUUUCAACGUGUCCGGUAUACAGUUGACCCUCGAUAUUCUCGACACUUCCGGCUCUUACGACUUUCCCGCGAUGAGGGAACUCUCAAUAAGAUCAGCGGACGCUUUCGUCCUCGUUUAUGACGUCAACGACGUUUCUACAUUCGAGGACGUCCAGGCUCUGCGUGCUCAGAUUCUCAACAUCAAAGGCGUAGUUCCGAUCGUUGUAGUCGGCAACAAGGUCGACCUCGUCCUUGAGGACGACGAGGAGCUGGCAGGCGAGUUUCAGGUGAACACUCAGCGAACGAGGGAGCUCGUCAUCACGGAAUGGGACAACGGAUUUGUCGAGGUGUCAGCCAAGAAGAACAUCAACAUAAACCAAGUGUUUAAAGAAUUGCUUGUACAAGCAAAGCUCAAGUACAAUUUGAGUCCGGCGUUGAGACGCAGGCGUCGACAAUCUUUGCCACCGCCUCAACAUCUGAGUUCUCGAAGUAGCAGCGCUCACGUACCGUCCGCAACUCAAUUGCAGCAUCUCCAGCAGAUUCGCGAGCGACACGAGGGCAAGAGAAAUUCUUGCAUUCUCUCGUAAGCAGAAAAAACCAUGAAAAUGAGCUGUAAACGUAAAAAUGAAAGGGAUGAAAAGAAAAACGACCAAAUUCAAGAGAGAGAGAGAGAGAGAGAGAGAGAGAGAGAGAAAAAUAAUAAUCGAAAGAUAUUUUUCGAGUUGGACAAACGACUCGGAACCUUCAAAAUUCCGUCGAUCCCAUGACCCAUUUCACUAAAUCUUGCAGUCGGCGAUUUUUGAGGUUGACCACAAUUACGAUAAAAAAGCAACAAUAUAUCGCAGGCCACGAUGUUCCUCAGCAUUCUCGCAAAAUAAAAUACAAAUGGCAUUCCAUCGUAGAUAAAGAAACUUAAAUAUUAAUAACUGUUCAUUCCAAUUCAAGAAGAAAUGAAAAAAAAAAAAUGAUGAAAAAUAACUAUACAACAAAAUAAUCGUCAAUAUUUUUCCUCCGCAUCGAAUUUCGAUUGCCUCUUUACCUUCUAUAGUACUGUUUCAUUAAAUGUAAUUAAAUGAGCUCUAAAAAUACAGUGUGAAAAUCGUAAAUGGCGCCAAUCUAACUUUUCCAAGUCACAUUAUUUUCUGUUUUAUCCAAAACGAAAGAAACUUUGUUACGAAUUCAUUUCCAGAAUUUACUUCUCUAUAGCACUUUCUUUUUCCAGAUUCUUUGAUUUUUUCAUUCUUUUACUCAUUCACGAAAAAAUUUUACAAAACUAUUUUUUCAUAAGAAUUUACAGAUUUUUUGUUGAAAGAGUAAAAAAAAAAAAAAAGAAAAAAUUCCUCGACAUUGUGCAAUUGAUAAAAGUUCCGGUCCUACUUCAAAUGCAGUAUUAUGAUAAUUAAAAAUAUACGUCUCUGAGAAUAAAUGUAAAUCUAUUAUAUUAAAAAUAUAUAAAUGAAAUACAAAUAUAUUAUAUAUAAAUGUAUGAGAAAAAUAUGUGGAGGAAGAGAAAAAUUUGGGGUAUAUGUAAAUAGCUAAUAUAUUAUACAAUAAUUAAAUGAAAAAAUGAAAAAAAAAAAAAAAAAAUGAUGUAAUGAAGAAAAAAUGUCUAUCGUCGUUUAUCUCGAGACCCAUAUUGGGUCCAAUUUUACAUGGCUGGAUUUUAAGUUAUAUUAAGUUCUCUAACGUGGCACCAAUUGUAUUGUAUUUUGGCUCAAGCCGUCUAAAAAUUAUGGAAAAUAAACGAAAAAUCGGUGUA